Messenger RNA from Hypomesus transpacificus, 2393 nucleotides. RefSeq names its product heat shock cognate 70 kDa protein-like. The transcript is spliced from 9 exons. Gene Ontology annotation, cellular component: plasma membrane; cytoplasm; nucleus. Gene Ontology annotation, biological process: protein refolding; vesicle-mediated transport; cellular response to unfolded protein. Gene Ontology annotation, molecular function: ATP binding; ATP hydrolysis activity; misfolded protein binding. Bases 127 to 2091 code for a protein of 654 amino acids. The record is from RefSeq and is a predicted model, not a curated record. NCBI's taxonomy places the organism in Eukaryota, Metazoa, Chordata, Actinopteri, Osmeriformes, Osmeridae.
GAGUUCUUUAUGUGUCAAAGAAAAGACAGGCUUGCGAAGUUCAGGCUCACACGCAGUUGAAGAAUCGGAGGAACGCUUGAUUCCGCUAAACUGCGAUAUUGCUAUACAGAAUCUUACUCAGCAGCCAUGUCAAAGGGACCAGCCGUUGGCAUCGACCUUGGCACCACCUACUCCUGUGUGGGUGUGUUCCAACAUGGCAAGGUGGAGAUCAUUGCCAAUGACCAGGGCAACAGGACCACACCCAGCUACGUGGCAUUCACCGACUCAGAGAGGCUAAUUGGGGAUGCUGCCAAGAACCAAGUAGCCAUGAACCCCACCAAUACAGUCUUUGAUGCAAAGAGACUUAUUGGAAGGCGUUUUGAUGAUGGCGUGGUCCAGUCAGACAUGAAACAUUGGCCCUUCACUGUCAUAAAUGACUCAACCCGACCCAAGGUCCAGGUGGAGUACAAGGGGGAAACAAAGGCCUUCUACCCUGAGGAGAUCUCCUCCAUGGUGCUGGUCAAGAUGAAGGAGAUUGCAGAGGCCUACCUGGGAAAAACCGUGUCCAGUGCCGUCGUAACAGUGCCAGCCUACUUCAACGACUCCCAGCGCCAGGCCACUAAAGAUGCCGGGACCAUCUCAGGACUCAACGUCCUCCGCAUCAUCAACGAGCCCACCGCUGCUGCGAUCGCCUACGGCCUUGACAAGAAGGUUGGGGCUGAGAGGAACGUCCUCAUCUUUGAUCUAGGUGGUGGAACUUUCGAUGUGUCAAUUCUGACCAUUGAGGACGGCAUCUUUGAGGUCAAGUCCACGGCAGGAGACACUCACCUGGGCGGAGAGGACUUUGACAGCCGCAUGGUUAACCACUUCAUCUCCGAGUUCAAGCGCAAAUACAAAAAGGACAUCAGCGACAACAAGAGGGCUGUGCGUCGUCUCCGAACCGCAUGCGAGCGCGCCAAGCGUACCCUGUCCUCCAGCACUCAAGCCAGCAUCGAGAUCGACUCCCUCUACGAGGGUGUUGACUUCUACACCUCCAUCACCAGAGCCCGCUUUGAGGAGCUGAACGCAGACCUGUUCAGAGGUACCCUGGACCCAGUGGAGAAGUCCCUGAGGGACGCCAAGAUGGACAAGGCCCAGGUCCAUGACAUUGUCCUGGUCGGAGGCUCCACUCGCAUCCCCAAGAUCCAGAAGCUGCUUCAGGACUUCUUUAAUGGGAAGGAACUCAAUAAGAGUAUCAAUCCUGAUGAGGCUGUGGCAUAUGGUGCAGCUGUGCAGGCAGCCAUCUUGUCAGGUGACAAGUCUGAGAACGUGCAGGACCUGCUGCUGCUGGACGUCACGCCCCUGUCCCUGGGCAUCGAGACGGCCGGUGGGGUCAUGACCGUCCUCAUCAAGAGGAAUACCACCAUCCCAACCAAGCAGACCCAGACCUUCACCACCUACUCUGACAACCAGCCUGGCGUGCUCAUCCAGGUGUAUGAGGGUGAGAGAGCCAUGACCAAGGACAAUAACCUCCUUGGGAAGUUUGAGCUCAUCGGCAUCCCCCCCGCCCCCAGAGGGGUCCCCCAGAUUGAGGUGACCUUCGAUAUUGACGCAAACGGGAUCAUGAAUGUGUCGGCCGCUGACAAGAGCACCGGCAAGGAGAACAAGAUCACCAUCACCAACGACAAAGGUCGUCUGAGCAAGGAGGACAUCGAGCGCAUGGUCCAGGAAGCUGACAAGUACAAAGCAGAGGACGAUGUCCAGAGAGACAAGGUCUCCUCCAAGAAUGCCUUGGAGUCCUAUGCCUUCAACAUGAAGUCCACCGUGGAGGACGAGAAGCUGGCAGGCAAGAUCAGCGACGAGGACAAGCAGAAGAUCCUUGAGAAGUGCAACGAGGUCAUCAGCUGGCUGGACAAGAACCAGUCUGCGGAGAAGGAGGAGUUUGAGGACCAUCAGAAAGAGUUGGAGAAGGUGUGUAACCCCAUCAUCACCAAGCUGUAUCAGGGCUCUGGAGGGAUGCCAGAGGGCAUGCCAGGGGGGAUGCCAGGAGGGAUGCCAGGGGGCUUCCCAGGGGCUGGGGGUGCGCCUGGAGGAGGUGGAUCUUCUGGACCAACUAUUGAGGAAGUUGAUUAAUCAUUCCCAGUGUUUCUGUGAAACAUCCAUCAAGCUUAAGCCAUGGAAUGUGCUGGACCAUUAUUUAUCUCACAGUUUGCGCAUCUAUCACUUUGUUUUCGGUCAUACAUUUUUGUGUGCUGAAAACAGCAACUUGACGGUGACCUUAGGUUGACGGGUCCUUUGCUUACAUGUGAAUUGUUUGUGGUUUAGACUAUUCAUGUUUAACAUACACAGCAUGUUUUUCACAGCCUGAAAUGUGGCUGAAUUGUAUUUCCAGCUCCCUGUUUGAGCAAAGAUAAUAAAGUGUCUUUCAAAUUCUA